AUGGAGCCACUAAUAGAGAUAUCGCGUAACAAGUGGUCACAACUGCAAGCACUCUACAGAAAUGAUUGGCCAUGGGGUAUAGAAGGGUUUCGUCUCCUUGACAUACACAUACAGUAUCCAGAUAUGAAUCAAGCUUUUAAUUUCAAAGUUUAUUGCCCUGGAGGGGAUUUGCAUAAUGGCAUGGUCGCCAUUAGUGAUAUGGAACAUUAUUAUCAGGUAUACGUUUAUCCUGUCACUAGAAAUAUUACCAAUAUAGAACAUGCAUUGACCAAUACCAAUAUAAUAAACUGGAAUAGAACAAUAUGUAUACCAUCUGUGAAUUCUGAAACUCUUGUCUGUUUAAAAAUAAUAUGUCAACGGUUAUCUUUACAACUAUCCGAAGAAGUAGUAUGUAAGCAUUUAUUAAAGAAAGAAUCAAAACCAUUCGAAAUUUUAAACCACCCUCUUAAUACGUACGUUGCACCUCUAAAACCAGAAUACUUGGAUCUUAUCGAUCGUACAUGGACUUAUUAUACCCCGAAUAAUUCUCGAAGAUUCUUCGAAAUAUUGAUGAGGAACGGUCUAUCCUAUGUACUAUAUUCUACAGAUAACCACAAACCAUUAGCUUGGAUCUUCAUUGGCGAAGCAGGUGCCUUUACACAUUUGUAUUGUGUAGCUACCCAAAGAGGAAAGGGUUAUGCUGAGUACAUUACGAAAAUAGCUACAAACGAUUUAUUGAGACAAGGAAAAGAUGUUCUCGCUUAUACGUUAAAAGAAAAUGUACGACCCCAGAAUCUUUUUCGCAAAUUAGGUUUUGAUUUCUUAGAUAAUGUUAUAUAUGUGGAUAUACAACGCAUUUAG
This is a messenger RNA of Diatraea saccharalis (sugarcane borer), 840 nucleotides long. The record is from the annotation of a GenBank genome assembly. NCBI's taxonomy places the organism in Eukaryota, Metazoa, Arthropoda, Insecta, Lepidoptera, Crambidae.